AUGGGGACGUCGCCCGCAAUUACUCGUCAGCACUGGUAUGAUUGUCGGCAUAUUCUGUAUCAAACAAUCAAUGCCACAAACGUCUACACUGCCGCCCACGGCACGCUCCUCGCGAAGUUCUCCUUGGCCUCCAACAAGGCCGAGAUCGCAUUUGUCUUCCUUUUUGGGUUCUUGAUAUCCACUGGUUGCACGCCUCUUCAAUCCCUAUAUCCCGUAGAAGUUUUGCGCUGUGAGUCUCGAGCGAAAGGAAUGGAUCUCUACAACUUCUGGGUGAAUAUCGCAUCAUUCUACAACACAUUCGUAAUAGGGAUUGCGUUCACGGAUGCGGGGUGGAGAUAUUAUUUCUUGUACAUCUUCUGGGAUAUCUUCGAGUUUGUAUUCAUUUACUUCUUUUUUGUCGAGACGAAGAAUCGAACCUUGGAGGAGCUGACGGAGAUUUUCACGGCUAAAAAACCGGUUGAGUUCUCCUUGCGGAAGAAGACCGAGAUUGGGAUCAUUUCAGACGAGAAGGGACAUGUUGUUCUUAAACAGAUUGAAAAUUCUCAUUCGAAUGUUUGA
Molecule: messenger RNA, 558 nt
Organism: Talaromyces amestolkiae
Lineage: Eukaryota; Fungi; Ascomycota; Eurotiomycetes; Eurotiales; Trichocomaceae
Exons: 1
Coding region: 1-558 (185 amino acids)
Biological process (GO): transmembrane transport; carbohydrate transport
Cellular component (GO): membrane
Molecular function (GO): carbohydrate:proton symporter activity
Source: RefSeq, a predicted model, not a curated record